This is a messenger RNA of Blastocystis hominis, 918 nucleotides long. RefSeq lists its product as hypothetical. The transcript has 4 exons. The coding region runs from base 1 to 918 and encodes 305 amino acids. The record is from RefSeq and is a predicted model, not a curated record. NCBI's taxonomy places the organism in Eukaryota, Bigyra, Opalinata, Blastocystidae.
AUGUCUUCGAUUAAGAAGGCCUCUUCUGAAGUGAGCCGGAUCGCAUCCGAUCUCGUCGACAAAAGCACCACAGAAGCCAUGAAACUGUACGGAGAGUUGAAAGUGAAAGGAGAGGAGGUUGUCAAAGAGAUUAACGCAAAAGAGGAGGAAGUGAAAAAGAAACCCAUCGAGUGUCUUCCUUGGGAACUUCCAGAAAUUCGAAACACCGAGUAUAGUAUCAUGUUGAAGGAUGAUACACUUCUGCUGUCUUUCGAUUCGAACACAUUUUUAAAAACGAUCGAUGGAUCGGAGGACGAGCGUUACUCUCCGGAAAAGAACGCUCCGCUCAUUGUGCUACUUCGAGGGCAGGACAAGAAUCUGCAAAAGGUUCGCUACGAAAUCGUGCAGAAGGAUGGCUUAAUUGACGAUGAUCAUUUCUGGAGAAACUAUCUCUUCCGCGUAUUCCAACUCACAGACCGCUAUCUCGCCAUUUGCAGGCAGGAAUCCAUUCCAGUCGCGGAGGUGGUCCAGACGAAGUCUUCCGCAUCGGAGACUCCGCUCAUUGCUGCAAACGAUUCCGGACAAAAUGUAGAAUUGAAUGCGAAUCAGAGCGCGGAGCCGAAAGAGACUUUGGAAAUUAAUGGGAAUGCCAAUGCGGCUUUGGAGGAAAAGGCAGCGACGACAGCAGUGGAGGAGGAGCAGGAGGCCGAGGCAUUGCAGAGUCAGCCAAAUGGAGAGGAAAACGGAGGGGAAGGGAAGACGGAGGAAGCGAUCCAACCGGUCGAAAGCACGAUUCCCGAGGUGGUGCACACCGUGGAUGAUAUUUACGAUUUCGAUGAUAUUAGCGAUAUUGAGAAGGAGAUUGGUGAGAUUGAUUUGGAGGAUGUGGACAUGGACGAUCUUGGUGAUAUAGAUAAGGAAAUUCUCUCUGAAUUGUAA